AUGUAUGUUCCUCCUCAGACCUCAUCACCAGAAAUGUCAUCUACAUCUCCAAUGCUUCUGUUAGUUGGGUUCCUCCUCAGCCUAACAAACCUGAACUUGUCUGCUGGUGAAAAAUGGGUAGCCUUCAAAGCAAACCACAUCACCAGCUCCACGGUUGUCAACUGUGAUGUUGUCAUGGCAGGAGAAUGCAAGGAGGCGCAGAGCUAUAUCCACACCAAUGCCAGAAUCCUGGAGAACGUGUGCCAAUAUAUCACCGGAGGGAAAAAUAUCAGCAGAAGCAAAGAAUUCACUGUCAGCACCUGCGAAAAGCAACGGAACGCGAACGCGACUUGCAGCUACGGGGAAGCAAAAGUCCAAAAAGGGGCGAUAUGCUUAACCUGCAGGAACCGGAAACCAGUGGAAUUUGUUAAAAUGGGAAGCUGUUAG
Messenger RNA from Bufo bufo (common toad), 426 nucleotides. RefSeq names its product amphinase-4-like. Bases 1 to 426 code for a protein of 141 amino acids. The transcript has a single exon. Lineage: Eukaryota; Metazoa; Chordata; Amphibia; Anura; Bufonidae. The record is from RefSeq and is a predicted model, not a curated record.